Messenger RNA from Orbicella faveolata, 3648 nucleotides. RefSeq lists its product as uncharacterized. The record is from RefSeq and is a predicted model, not a curated record. Gene Ontology annotation, molecular function: protein binding. Gene Ontology annotation, biological process: signal transduction. NCBI's taxonomy places the organism in Eukaryota, Metazoa, Cnidaria, Anthozoa, Scleractinia, Merulinidae.
GCUGAUGAGGUUUUUAGAAUUCGCUGAUCGGUUUUUCAGUAUAAAUAAAGCUUUUAUUAUUAUCAUUAGAAUCAUGCAGCCCAACGGAGACUGAGGAGAAAGGACUGAAACUCACUUCCACCACUGAGUGUUCCUCUCUAUAAUUCCUUUCCGGAAUUGUUUGUUUCCCUCCAAACAAAACAAACAAAAGCGCUCAAGUCGAUACUGUCUCGAAGAGAACUAAUUCCCGCUUUCUCUUUCGCACAUUCUCAUCAGGAUUCAAUACUCUGGCGUUUAUUGAAGGUCACAUAUAUACUCUGUUUAGGAUACACAAGCACAAAGAACUUCAGCAUCACAGAAAGAACAAGUUGCCGGAAAAUCGUGAAUAUUAUCACCCUCUCCCCCUCCCUCGUCUCCCCCAAGUCUACCUCUCACUUUUGUACAGUUUCUCCGCAAAGCUUAAAAUAACUGAUGUCUAGCCAGUGUGCGUCACUAGACAUCUCAGUUUCCAAAUUGCCGGAAAAACAGGAAGCGUUGUUACGCACAGGAGCUUUCCGAGAAUACCUAGGCGGAUGUUUAUACGUAGACGUCCUUUGUAGUUCGUCAAGAGACAAAAGGACGUCUGCGUGGGAAGCUUAAUUGUUUUAAGUAGGGAGGGAAAUUGUUCUGCGAAACACAAGUUGUUCAUCUUGCCUCGUGACUUUCACGCAACCGGGACGGUGUUACAAUAACAACGUGUGACAUCACGUCAUUCUCAUCGGUUGGUUAAGGGACUGUCUGUGUGGUAAGAGAUUGCGAGACUCUCGAAUUAAAGUGACAAAGUGAAAAUACGGUUGUCACUGGCUAAGCGACCUGAAAAGCUGCUCGUGAAAACACGGCCAAUAAGUUUGAAAUUGUCGUUGGUGACAGGAGGGUUGAUUAACUUUUCAUGUCUUUUGACGUGUUUACUUGACCUCAAUAUUGCUUUAAAGGCUCUUUUUGUGAAUUUAAAUUAACACCCUAAUAACACAAUAAACACCAGCACGUUACAAAAUGCAGAUCAUAUUCAAAGAGCGCGUGCAAAGAUCAUUGCAUACAGCCUGUAGCAAAUGUGUGUCUGUGACAGAAGACAAGGGAGUUAGUUCGGCAGUUGCAGUGUAAUCCUUUGAACAAAUAUAAUAAAAUAUCCACACUUGGAAACAGCAGAGAACCUGUGAUGACCGAUGCAACUGUAUUUUGGCCCUUGAAAAAGGGAAUACCAACCGAGGAAGAACUCGCCAGGCUUGCCGAUAACAUUCAGCAGGACUGGAAGAGACUUGGUGCGGCAUUAGGAUUGAAAGAAAAAGUAUUGAAGGCAAUAGAGGUUGAUAUACCCAAUGAUGUGUAUGAGCGCGCCCUUGCUGUACUUCAAAAGUGGAAGAAAAAGAUGGGCCGAAAGGCCACUUACGAUAAGCUAGCUGCAGCCUUCAAUGACCAGUUGGUUCAGCGCCCUGCCUUGGUUAAGACGUUCUCUUCAGAUGCCCCGGAUAAUAACAUCUGGAUGAUAAAAAAGGGGGCUCCAACGGAACAGGAACUUCAACGUCUUGCAGAAGAAAUACCCGAAGACUGGAAGAGACUGGGCCGAGCUGUUGGACUCAAAGAGAAGCAUUUGAAGAUAAUCGAGAUCGAUAAUCCAGAUGAUGUUUUUGAAAGGGCUCUUGCUACUUUGUUUAAGUGGAAAGAAAAGCAAGGCCAAGAAGCUACAUAUCAAAAACUUGCUACAGCUCUAGAUGACGAAUUGGUGCAGCGUCGUGAUUUGGUGGAAACAUUCUGUUGUGACAUAUACCCAAACUCGGAUGACACGUACGCUCCUGGUAGACGCGAUACAAUAUCUCAGGAAGACGAUGUUAUCAGGUACAGAAGACAGUCAACCAGGCUUCUAACAGAGUCGAGGGAAGAACCGACUAAUACAGAACCACAAGUUAUAGAAACAAAACAGGACGAUCCUCCUUCGUUUCAAGAAACCCUACAGGAAUGGAAGAGAAGGGAAAGUGCCCGAGCGCCGAAGGAUAAAGCACCUUCCUUUAGAUCGCGACAAUCAAAGGCGAAGGAUGUCACUUGCCCAAAGGAUAACCACGUGUUGGAAGAGGAGAUACAUCAAAUCAAGGACACGAUGGAUGCGGCAAUGCAGAGAAUGAAUGAAAUCCUAGAGGUUGUCCAUCAUGAACCUCCAAAUACUGCCGCAGCAAUUCCUGUCGACAAUACGGAAGUAGAAAAAGUGACGAUUGCCAGUGGCUCACUUGCAGCUGCUGAAUUUCUUUCGGAAAUUGAUACUUCCCUUGCAGAUGUUCAGGAUGAAAAUAUGGAUCAAACAGAUCAAGGAGUCAAAAGACAGAUAGAAGGAACUUCCGCUGAAUUGUCUUCGGAUCCAUUCCUCGUGGAGUGGCCUUGGAUUUCGGUAGUUUUCACCAGUAGCUGGGGACAAUGGUUAUUUGGCAGCGACGAGCAAUAAAACGAAGAAGAGAUUGUCUUGAUUGCGAGAACCAUGCAAGGUAUUGCAGUCCCGAAUUGUGGCCUGAAGAAUGCAUAGUGUUAGUCGUUCAAGUUGGUAGCUGUAGAAUUGCCAAUGUGGUUUUCACUCCAAGUACCAAACGUACGUACGUCAAAAUAUGUGUGCACAAAACUACACCCAUACGGGACUCACAAUGAGGUAACGACAUUAGCUAGCAUAAGAAGUCGCCUUGGUACAGCUGUAUGCCACAUCUUUUGGUGGCAGGCAAGAGAAUAUCAUUCUCUUUUGCAGCAGACAAUUGCUUAGUUCAAGAGGACGUUGAUGCAAGUAAAAGUGAGUUAGCGAGUCUGUUUUCCAUGCCCAGGGUACUUUUAACGUGGGUGAAAUCACAUAUAAGGAAGAUGUCAGAUUUAGAGAGUAGGAAUUUGUUCAUUGACAUCAUCCAAGAGCUUCAAAGGGGUAAACAUCUGGGCACUCAGUCUAAAAUGAAAACGUUUGUAACGGAAAUAGUAGAUGAUAUUAACAAAAUCACAUUCACAUGAGCUUAAAGUUUUCAAGUUGUUAAUGAUCAGCUUUCACUGAGCAUUCUUGUGAAGAUAAAAAAAGAAAGCGACCCACGUUUAGUGAGUACCAGUCUGUUUAAUAGGACGAGCUAUUUCUGUCAUCCUUUUAUUCAGCGUAGAAGGAAUCAACCGGCUUUCUGUUAAUGACUAAACAGGUUUAGAUGAUUCGGGUGAUUCAUAGCAAGUCACAUUAGUUUAAUUAAUUAAUUUAUUUAUUAAAUUUACUAACUUUCAAUGACGAUAAGUUAACCUCGAGUUGAAUUAAGAAGAGACGGACAGCUUAUCACGAAGGCGUGGUCAACCGUGAGGUGUGAUACGAUUAAUUGUUACCUUAGGUGUGCGAUAUUUUUUUUAUAAAAUGUAGCUUUCAUGAUAUUCAUGACGUAUUGAAAACUGUUCAUGGACCAUCGCGUUUGAAAAUUCUCUUUGCUAUAAAAAAGUUCUUAAGAUAUUGCAUUCAGUUCCUAAGAGAUCCCCAUCGUUUCAAUAACACAAAGUCUCAGCGCAUGAGCCAUUAAUUUCGUCCGUGAAUCACGGACUUUGAAAUGACCCACUCCCAUUGGAACCGGUCAGCGAUAACCAAAAAGAUCGCGGGCUCUGGAGGGUUUACAAGGGAAUAAAGAGGCAUAUUUUCAA